Clarias gariepinus (North African catfish) is the source of this 1849-nucleotide messenger RNA. Its product is annotated as procathepsin L-like. The record is from RefSeq and is a predicted model, not a curated record. Gene Ontology annotation, cellular component: lysosome. Gene Ontology annotation, biological process: immune response. Lineage: Eukaryota; Metazoa; Chordata; Actinopteri; Siluriformes; Clariidae. Gene Ontology annotation, molecular function: cysteine-type endopeptidase activity. The coding region runs from base 76 to 1119 and encodes 347 amino acids. The transcript is spliced from 8 exons.
CAGCUGAUCGAGGCUACAACACGGCUAUAUAUAGAGGAGGAAACCCGUGACAGCUCGGCUUCUGUAGAAGAAUUCAUGAUUUACAUGAAAUCUCUUGCUCUUAAAAUACACAACAUAAGAAUUAUGCUUUUGCUUAUUGUCACCGCUCUCGUGGCUUUGGCCAGUGUGACCAGCAUGUCUCUAGAAGACCUGGAGUUCAAUGACUGGAAAUUGAAGUUUGGUAAGACCUAUAAGUCUGUAGAGGAAGAGGAUCAGCGUAAGAUGAUCUGGCUGGAAAAUCGUAAGCUAGUCUUUGCACACAACAUGCUGGAAGACCAGGGCAUUAAGAGCUACAGACUCGGUUUGAACUACUUUGCAGACAUGGAGAACCAGGAAUACAGAAAGGUUGUGUUCAUGGGCUGCCUGAGAUCCUUCAACAGGACCCCGAGACACAAUAGAUUUACGUUCCUCAGAUCGAGUGGUGUUCUGCCAAAAACUGUGGACUGGAGGAAAAAAGGCUAUGUGACUGAGGUUAAAGACCAGAAGGAUUGCGGCUCUUGCUGGGCCUUCAGUGCGACAGGGUCACUGGAAGGUCAGACUCGAAGGAAGACGGGAAAGCUGGUGUCACUGAGUGAGCAGCAGCUAGUGGACUGCUCCAGGGAUUAUGGAAACUAUGGUUGCGGAGGAGGCUGGAUGAACAGCUCCUUUGAAUACAUUAAAGAUAAUAAUGGAAUUGACACAGAGGAGUCCUACCCUUAUGAAGCUACAGAUAAUGAUUGCAGGUUCAAUCCAGACACUGUGGGAGCCACCUGUACUGGCUACAUGAAUGUAAAAAUUGGAGAUGAGAAAGCUCUACAGGAAGCCGUAGCCACUAUUGGACCCAUUUCUGUCGCCAUAGACGCAGGCAACAUAUCCUUUCAGCUCUAUAAAUCUGGCAUCUAUGAUGAGCCUGACUGUAGCAGCACUGACCUGGAUCAUGGUGUAUUGGCUGUUGGUUAUGGAAGGAAACAAAAAAAACUCUACUGGCUGGUCAAGAACAGCUGGGGACUCGACUGGGGUAAUAAAGGUUACAUCAUGAUGUCAAGGAACAAGCGUAAUCAGUGUGGUAUUGCCACUGCAGCCACCUACCCUCUGGUUUAAAGGUGUUACAAAAAGUCAACAUGACAGCAGUUAAAGAUUCUUUUAUAUUUUAAAUGAUAAUGAAUAAAAAAUAAUAUUUUUGUAUCAGAAUUAAUAGCAGAAAUUGCUGGAGAAAAGAAAUCAGUAGAAUUUAUUUCUUACAAUAGUUUUAUUUUAUUUCAUUACUAUAACUUGUGAAUGACAAACUGAAUUUCAAUGCUCUAAAAAGCCUGAUUAUUAUAAGUCAACAUGGUUUAAGUAGUUAAGAUUCGAACCCCUUGGAGACCGACAAUCUGCAUUUAUUGGUACAGUAUGUAUAGGAAUUGCUUAAUUCGAUCUAUUUUAUACUCAAUGUAGUGACAAAUAUCAGCCACUAGUUGGAAAUGAACCUCCUGCCUCCCACAUGUUCUCUGAAUCACAAAGGUCUGAUGUAAGCCUGAUGUAAACAAACAAUAUUUCAAAGCGUAAAAAAAUUAAUGCACAUUGUAGUGUAUUGUUAUUUUCUUAUAUAUACACACACUAUAAUAUAGUAAUUCAUUAAUUAAAAAUUAAAUAUUUUUUCUAACUUUGUUUAUAUUAUUUUUUAUCUUUGUAAUGAAUUAAUCAUGUAAUUCAAGCAAUCAGCUAAUUAGGUGUCUAGUUUUGUUCAUUUAUGUUGUAUGAAGCACAUUGGUCCUGUAGCAACUUGUUUUUUUCAAUGUGUACUGAAAUAUAUAUUGAUGUAAUGACAAUAAAAGCCUACUUGACUUUA